AUGACUAGCCAUAUCGACAGCACUCCCAUGGAAAUCGACACCGACAGCAGCGGUCUUCCGUCCCCUGCCGGUACUGACAUUCAACCCGAUUCGCCAGGCAAGAGCGAUUCUGGCAAGAGCGACAGCAGCACGUCUUCAUACACGGACGACUUCGAAACCCUACCUUCAAGUGGCCCACCCAGUCAUGCUCACAUUCUCGAUCUUGCCGAGUAUGCUGCGUCUAUCAAAGAAGACGGCGCACUGAAGCUCCAAGAUGCCGUUGUCACCGCUCUAUACAACAUUUCGCCGGCGACACUCAAGUCGUUCGUUAACCCCACGGUCAACACCUUCAAGGCCGUAUUCGGCAAGAAGGACGUCCAGCUAGUCAUCUGGCGCAAGGGUCUAGAGGUCUUCAUCGGCACAUUCGAGCAUCAUACCUCUAUGAAGGCUUACCGUUUCGAGCACGUCGCCGGCUUUCUCAUUGGCUACGACGGGUCCUGGCAUCUGAAAGUGACAGCAAGCAACGCCUACUCCGCUCCGAAGUGGCCAGAUGUCUGGGCCGGCAAGUUUGAAUGCCAUGGUGGUGUUGCGAAAAUGACCAUCGAGACCGAGGAGACGGAAAUGGCGAAGCGCGCCUCGGCAUUGGCGACUGCAAUGAUCGGUGGCAAGUACUGGGAACUCAAGACCGAUGUCAAGAUGACUUGA
Molecule: messenger RNA, 684 nt
Organism: Alternaria infectoria
Lineage: Eukaryota; Fungi; Ascomycota; Dothideomycetes; Pleosporales; Pleosporaceae
Exons: 2
Coding region: 1-684 (227 amino acids)
Source: RefSeq, a predicted model, not a curated record